Myxozyma melibiosi is the source of this 870-nucleotide messenger RNA. Its product is annotated as fumarylacetoacetate hydrolase. The record is from RefSeq and is a predicted model, not a curated record. NCBI's taxonomy places the organism in Eukaryota, Fungi, Ascomycota, Lipomycetes, Lipomycetales, Lipomycetaceae. Bases 1 to 870 code for a protein of 289 amino acids. Gene Ontology annotation, molecular function: acetylpyruvate hydrolase activity. The transcript has 8 exons.
AUGCCAUUCAACAGAUUCGUGCGCUUCAUCUCCACCGACGGUAAAACUUAUACCGGCGACGCUAUCCUUCCGCCCGGAACUGACGAUGCCCGCCUGGCGACCAAGGCGAUCGUUAUAACCGGCGAUAUCCUAGGAGACUAUACCGUCACCAACGAGAUCAAGGAUAUCAAGCAGUUGCUGUCGCCGUUGUCAUGGGACCAGAUCCCCAAUGUUAGACUUCUUGGUCUCAACUAUGAAAAGCAUGCUAUCGAAUCCAAAAUGGCUAAGCCAAAGUACCCCGUCCUCUUCUUCAAGCCCGUGACCGCCAUCGCAGGCCCGACCGACCCGAUCCCUGUUCCCGCCAUCGCGCAGAUCGACAACGAGACCGACUACGAGUGCGAGCUCGUUAUCGUUAUCGGCAAAAAGGCGUCGAACGUGUCCGAGGCCGAGGCACUUGAUUAUGUGUUGGGAUAUAUGGUUGGAAACGAUGUCUCCCAGCGCUCGUGGCAGAUCAAGAAGGGUGGUGGCCAAUGGUCUCUUGGAAAGAUGUUUGACGGCUGGGCUCCAGUUGGUCCAGCUCUUGUGUCUUCAAGCGUCAUCAAGAAUCCCCAGGAACUGCGUAUCUUCACAAAGAUCAACGGUGCCACCCAGCAGUCGGAAAACACUUCAGACAUGAUUUUCGGUGUCGCGAAGACAAUCUCGUUCCUCAGCCAGGGAUCCACCCUUCUUCCCGGCGACUUGAUCUUCACCGGCACACCUUCAGGUGUUGGAAUGGGCCGUAACCCCAAGUACUGGCUCAAGGACGGUGAUGUCGUCGAGAUCGGUCUCGAGAAAGUCGGCACGAUUGUCAAUAAGGUUGUCUACGAGAAGAGCGUCAAGGCCAAGUUGUAG